This is a messenger RNA of Ambispora gerdemannii, 399 nucleotides long. Lineage: Eukaryota; Fungi; Glomeromycota; Glomeromycetes; Archaeosporales; Ambisporaceae. The record is from the annotation of a GenBank genome assembly.
UUAGAAAAUAGAGGCUUGCAGGACCGUGUUCGCCAACUAAAAGUAGUUAGUGAUAGCAACCAAAAAAAUAUUUUAAAAGGUUACAUUCUUAGUCAUUGUGAUUUAAACCCAGAACUAACCCGUUUUUUUUACAAAAUACCCGAGAUAACUGGUUUUUUAAAUCACCAAAGGGGGGAUGAUAAAUUACCCAAUCCUGUUUCCGAAUCAUUAGUUAAAAACUUCUUGGCUAAGGCAAAAGAAAAAAAGGAAAAUAAACCAGAAAGUUAUCAAGGAGUUGACUUAAAGGUUGGCGAUUUAGUAAAAAUUACCGAAGGAACCUUUAUUAAUCGUGAGGGUCGAAUUACCCAUCUCGACCCAAAAAAACAGAAAGUUAAAAUUACUAUUGAGUCUUCCGGCUGA